Molecule: messenger RNA, 855 nt
Organism: Fusarium mangiferae
Lineage: Eukaryota; Fungi; Ascomycota; Sordariomycetes; Hypocreales; Nectriaceae
Exons: 3
Coding region: 1-855 (284 amino acids)
Source: RefSeq, a predicted model, not a curated record
AUGUCCACCACUGCCGCCGUCACAGCUACCCUUCAGCAAUAUGAGUUUGACGAAGAGACGGGGUUUAAUCGUCUUGCCGACUUCGAGGUUCCUUGCCUGCAUUGCGUCCUAGCGAUGCACUCUGUGCAAGCGAGACCACAAGACAUGCACUGCCGUAUGUAUCAUCAUCGAUGGUUCUGUGUACCUUCGCCCGACAAAAUGCAGAUCCCUCCCGAGCUGAAGGCUGUUGUGCAGACCUACUGGAACGCGCUUCAUGCAGAGUUCACCGCCGAUCGAUCGCGUCUUGAGAAGUGGCGCGUUAUACAGUGUGUUCUCGAGGCUGCGUCUGCUCUCCGAUCCCUCGUCGCUGCUCUCUCGAAUCCCUGCGGUACAACUCCUCGUAAUCGCACCGGCAUUGCUCCUGUUGUCCAAGCUCAGGAACUUGCUUCGAAUCAGGAGCUUCUUACUCUUUCCUACCGAGGUCAGGUUAAGAUCUCCGUUGCUUUGCUCGCCCCGAGAUCCAUAACACAAAACAUUUGCCGAACCGUCCCCGCCUACGUCGCCCAAUGUCCUGAGGCUGAUGCGUUUGUUGCAGUACUUGAACGCCUCCCUACUGCCUUCGAAAUGCCCCUGGAGGGAGAUAACAGUCGGAAGAGAGCCAAAUUCCCCUCAACCGAACUCCCUGACAAGUUCAUUGACGAUAUGGAUCGCCUCGUCGCCGAAGGUGGCUCGGCUGCUCGCAAUGCAUGGCCUGGCCCAACCUGCAAAUCCCGGCACUUGAAAGAUCUGAGCAGCCUCAAAUCUGAUGGUCCUGGCCCCAGCGACGAGGAAGAUAGUGGGGGACUGCAGGUUCUCGGGGGCUUUAGUGUAUUGUAG